AUGUCUGAACAUCGUAAGGCGAUCAUUAUCGGAGGAGGUCCUGCGGGUCUCUCGACCGCGUUGCGUCUCCACCAAACCACAAACGUCAAAUGCACCAUCUAUGAACUCCGACCUGAGCCAACCACCCUCGGAGGUGCAAUCGGCAUCAUGCCCAAUGGUCUCCAACUAUUCUCCCGUCUAGGUGUCUAUGACGCCCUCCACGCGCGGGGUAGCAGCCAGAGUAACCUCGUCAUCCACUCCGCACAAGGCGGAAUUGUAGGCGAACAGAAAGAUAUGGUCAGCUACGCGCGCGCACAGACAGGCUUCGGAUACCUUCGAAUAAAGCGAACAGAUCUUGUAGAUGUCCUCCUGGAUGCGGUGUACAAAGCCCAAAUCCCCAUCUAUUUCAAGAAGCGGCUCACAACCAUUGACGACAACGGCGACUCUGGUGUGACUAUGACGUUUUCCGACGGUAGUACUGACACAGCAGACAUACUCAUCGGCUGCGAUGGGAUUCACUCUUGUGUGCGUCGUCUGUAUGUCGAUCCCAAUCAGAGGCCUGAAUACUCUGGGUUUUCGGGACUAUUUUCGCUUGUUCCCACGUCGAGGCUGUCUUCUUCUGCUGCAGCGCAGGUUUCAGGAAUCGGUGCAACGUUGACAGAGCAAGGGAUGUUUAUGGUGAUGCUCGCGACGGCAGCAGGUGAUGAGGUGUCCUGGGGUUUGUCGCAGGAGGUCCCGUUGCCGGAUUCCGGGGAUAGUCGAGAUGGGUGGGAGGUGUAUCGACAGAAGGAGCUGAAUGGAUUUAAAUCAAACAUGCAUCAGAUCUUGGAAAAGGUGCAUGGUGACUGGGGGGACUUACUAAAACAACUCGUUGAGAACACCGACGUUAUGAAGUUCUAUCCGGUUUACCGACUGCCACUUGGUGGGGCUUGGUAUAGGGGUCGCUGUGUGCUUCUUGGUGAUGCGGCGCAUGCAAUGCAGCCACACGCGGGACAGGGCGUCUCUAUGGCGUUGGAAGACACGUUUCUGCUUGCUCGCUUACUGGAAGACCACAGUCGACCUCUGACGGAGGUGUACAAGAAAUAUGAAGAGAUUAGGAGACCCCGAGUGAACGAGAUCUACAAGCUUGCUUCCCGAAACGCGGGGGUUCGGAAGACGACUGGGCCCUGGGGCUUGUGGUCGAAGGAAGUUGUGGUUGGGAUGGCAUUUUGGGCUUCUUGGGCGUUAGGGUUGGAGAAGUGGGGAUGGAGACAGAAGCAUAUGGCUUACGAUAUUGAUAUGGAGGAAAUAUAG
Aspergillus oryzae RIB40 is the source of this 1272-nucleotide messenger RNA. Its product is annotated as FAD-dependent oxidoreductase. The record is from RefSeq and is a predicted model, not a curated record. The transcript is spliced from 2 exons. The coding region runs from base 1 to 1272 and encodes 423 amino acids. Gene Ontology annotation, molecular function: FAD binding; monooxygenase activity. NCBI's taxonomy places the organism in Eukaryota, Fungi, Ascomycota, Eurotiomycetes, Eurotiales, Aspergillaceae.